Molecule: messenger RNA, 2337 nt
Organism: Sardina pilchardus (European sardine)
Lineage: Eukaryota; Metazoa; Chordata; Actinopteri; Clupeiformes; Clupeidae
Gene: ergic2
Product: ERGIC and golgi 2
Exons: 14
Coding region: 215-1345 (376 amino acids)
Biological process (GO): retrograde vesicle-mediated transport, Golgi to endoplasmic reticulum; endoplasmic reticulum to Golgi vesicle-mediated transport
Cellular component (GO): membrane; COPII-coated ER to Golgi transport vesicle; endoplasmic reticulum
Source: RefSeq, a predicted model, not a curated record
UCCUUACUCGAACGCGGAAUUGCAAGCAGGAAGAACUGAGUGUUGAUGGCGUGACCAGAGUGUGUUUAUGUGCUUCUUUCACUGACCAACAAGAAGUUAUGAAGACCACUGAACCGCAGUUGGGAUAGCGACAAACAUAUACACGCGUUUACAGGCAUAGACUUUGACCAAAUAUAACUGAAUUAAUGUGGGAUCAGUAGGAGGAACCACAACAAUGAGGAGACUAUCUCGCAAGAAAGCUCUCAACCUGGUGAAAGAACUGGAUGCUUUCCCAAAGGUUCCAGAAAGCUACGUGGAGACGAGCGCAAGUGGAGGAACUGUGUCAUUGAUUGCCUUCACUGCCAUGGCUCUCUUGGCAUUCUUCGAAUUUUUCGUCUAUCGGGAUACUUGGAUGUCCUAUGAAUAUGAAGUCGAUAAGGAUUUUACAAGUAAAUUAAGAAUAAAUAUAGAUGUUACCGUUGCCAUGAGGUGUCAAUUUGUAGGUGCAGAUGUUUUGGAUUUGGCUGAGACAAUGGUGGCAUCUGAUGGUCUUCAGUAUGAACCAGUUGUUUUUGACCUGACCCCCCAACAAAGGAUCUGGCACAGGACUCUGCUGCUCAUUCAAAACCGUCUGCGAGAAGAACAUGCUCUUCAAGAUAUCCUGUUCAAAAGCCUUUUAAAGGGAGGGCCUACUGCACUGCCUCCACGUGAAGUGGAUCCUAAUCAGUCCCCAAAUGCAUGUAGGAUACAUGGACACCUUUAUGUCAAUAAAGUUGCUGGGAACUUCCACAUCACUGUUGGCAAAGCUAUUCCACAUCCCAGAGGACACGCCCAUCUGGCUGCUCUAGUCAGCCAUGAAACUUACAACUUCUCCCACCGAAUUGACCAUCUGUCCUUUGGGGAGGAAAUCCCAGGCGUUAUAAAUCCACUGGAUGGCACAGAGAAAGUGUGCACUGACCAUAAUCAGAUGUUCCAGUAUUUCAUCACCAUUGUGCCCACCAAGCUGAAAACCUACAAGAUAUCAGCAGAAACACACCAGUACUCUGUCACAGAGAGGGAAAGGGUGAUAAACCAUGCUGCUGGUAGUCAUGGUGUUUCUGGUAUCUUCAUGAAGUAUGAUAUUAGUUCACUCAUGGUGACGGUCACUGAGCAGCACAUGCCCCUCUGGCAGUUCCUGGUGCGCCUUUGCGGCAUUAUUGGAGGCAUCUUCUCAACCACAGGCAUGCUCCAUGGUCUGGUUGGAUUCUGUGUGGAUAUCGUCUGUUGUCGCUUAAAGCUGGGCGUCUAUAAACCCAAAGAGGUCGGUAUUCUUGAUGGACACAACAGCCAAACACCAUUACUUACAGAUACCAAUGAGCAGGAGUAAGCUGGUGGUGGUCUUGUUCCUGAACUGUGUUGCUGCCUACUACAGUAGGGUUCACUGCAUCCACCUUCACCUGAUUUGGUGAAAUAAACAGCAUUUACAGGGAUACACAUGCCAACUGAAGACUUUUCACUCCAAUAAACUUCAUAAGGACCCUACUCAAGAGUCUCUCAUAUGCUGUUCAUGUUCGUUUGGUGACAUUGGGCUUUUGUCAUCUAUGGAUUGUGACAUACCUGCUCAAAAUAGCAUCCAUUUUUCACAGGAAGAUGAACAUACUGUAAUUAAAUGCAGGGUAGGAACAAAAGAAAUAGAAGCCUAUAGCUUGAAAGUGGUUCAUGUGUUGUUGUGUUAGCAUUACAGCUCUAUCAAUCAGUGCCAUCCCGUCUUGAUUUUGGUCCCUACUUACAGGGAAACUCCGGAGUGAAAAUUACUUACGGUCUAUUUACAUUAACUUCAAAGUUUGGAUUGAGAGCAAAGUUACAUAAAAUGGUGGCAUUUUGAGCAAGAUCAUUUAUUUGCAUCAUCACUGAAUGGGCUUACAGUGAUGCUAACAGGGAAAGUUGCCACAUCACUAUUUUAUACCACUAACAAUGCUCAAAAUAUAAUUACACUUCUGUGGUUUCGUCUGAGAGCAAAAUUACGUCUAUUGGUGGACCCUCACCAUAUUACCACAUAAGUGUAAUUAUGUUUUGAGCAUUGUCAGUGGUGUUUAUAACAGCGCUUGUUUGUUGAGUGCUAGCUUGCCAUAAUGUGCUUUCACAAUAAGCCAUUUUUUGCUAAUGCAAACAAUGGUCUUACUCAAAACUCCACCAAUUAAUGUAAUUUUGCUCUUAAAUGAAAGUAUGAACAUGGUAUCUUCCAUAAAUAGAUGUUUUUACUCUGGAAUAUCCCCAUAAGAUGUAUUAUUGUAUGGACAUGAGACCACUAAUGCAAGAUACCUUUUUCAAACGCUGUAUUUCUAUGAUUUGUGCAAUUAAAUGCACUUGUGAAAUGUG